ACAUCCCCCAAGAUCUGAGCAUCGUGUUGCAAACCUCAUCGUCAAGAUGGAGGACAUGAGUGAGCUCGAUCGGCUAGAAUCUGGGCUGCACGAGCUCGAACCGAUCCCGACCGAGGACCUGGCCAACGAUGCCAACGAGAAACCAGCAGCAGCACCACAAAGAUCGACAACAGGCGUCGGGCUUUCACAGCAUUCUGCAAUAUGGUACCUAGCAAGAGUACAGAAAUACUCCACAUACGUCUUCUCCGCCUUCGCGACGAUGCACAUCACGAACACCUCCAUAAUACCUCUCAUCACCCAGAGCGUUCCAGCCAGCGAACCAUAUCUCCUCCUUACCAGACCUUAUUAUCAAGGAGCUCUUGAGCCCAUCAUGGUAGCUCUCCCAUUAUGGGGCCACAUCCUCUCAGGCGUUGCAAUUCGAGUGCUGCGACGUAACCAGAAUGCGAAGAGAUAUGGCGAGGCGCACAGCAGAGAGAAUAAAGCAAGCUUCUUCACGAAGUUCUGGCCAAAAGCUUCGGGAACCAGUAAGCUAGGAUAUGCAUUCAUCCCAUUGGUAUUUGGACACAUGGUCAUAAACCGCGCGAUACCGAAGUCAUAUCCUGGUGGAAGUAGUAAUGUCAAUCUCGACUAUGUCAGUCAUGCAUUUGCCCGACACCCUGCACUAUCUUUCGCUGGAUUUACCGCAUUGCUUACAGUGGGCUGUUGGCACGUCGCUUGGGGCUGGGCGAAGUGGCUUGGAUGGACGCCAGAUCAGAGCACGCAGAUAGGUACGAAGAGGGAGCUAAGCAAGAAGAGGAGGUGGUAUAUUAUAAAUGGCAUCGCCGCAGCGGCAACUGGUCUUUGGAUGGCUGGCUCUUUUGGAGUUAUCGCAAGAGGUGGCGAGGCUCUAGGCUGGGUAGGCAGGCAAUAUGAUGAGAUGUAUACAUCGAUACCUAUCGUUAGAAGGUGGAUGUAAAACCAAGGUUCAGUAUGCAUUAGGUUGGCGUCGAACAGGAACCAAGAACAGAGAUACCCUUCUUAUUUACGAGCAAUCAAAGGAGCUUAAAAUCUCCG
Pseudocercospora fijiensis CIRAD86 is the source of this 1053-nucleotide messenger RNA. RefSeq lists its product as uncharacterized. NCBI's taxonomy places the organism in Eukaryota, Fungi, Ascomycota, Dothideomycetes, Mycosphaerellales, Mycosphaerellaceae. Bases 47 to 955 code for a protein of 302 amino acids. Gene Ontology annotation, biological process: mitochondrion organization; lipid homeostasis. Gene Ontology annotation, cellular component: mitochondrial outer membrane. The record is from RefSeq and is a predicted model, not a curated record. The transcript has 2 exons.